Cervus elaphus (red deer) is the source of this 3559-nucleotide messenger RNA. It is a transcript of the gene MDFIC, whose product is annotated as MyoD family inhibitor domain containing. The record is from RefSeq and is a predicted model, not a curated record. Lineage: Eukaryota; Metazoa; Chordata; Mammalia; Artiodactyla; Cervidae. The coding region runs from base 323 to 1051 and encodes 242 amino acids. The transcript is spliced from 5 exons.
GGAAAGAGGGGGCGGAGAGCACGGAGCCAGAGGAGCGGCUGCUGCCGUUGCCGCCACUGAGGUGUCUGCUGAGCGGGACGCAGGCUGGGAGGGACACCCAGAGGCGGCUGCCGCCGUCCAGCCGCCGCGACCUGCGGCCCCUGCCGGAGCCUCGCUAACUUUCCGAGGCGGAAGAGGAGGAGGAGGAAAGGGCUUUGAGUGUGUUGGGGGAUGCCGAGAAGCAUUCAGUUCCCUGCACCCAACACCUCCCAGCCCCUGGUGCAUCGACCCCGAAGGGCGGCGAGCUAGGCGGAGGCGCGGCGCGGGCUCAGCGGAGCGGCCCAUGUCCGGCGCGGGGGAAGCCCUGGCUCCCGGGCCCCAGCGCGGGGCUGAGGCUGGCGGUGGCCGGCUGGGCGCCCCAGCCCAGGAAAAAUGUGAUAAAGAAAAUACUGAGAGAGAGAUAACUCAAGCUACUGAUAGCUGCUUCACACACGGAGAGAUGCAAGACCAGUCCAUUUGGGGAAAUUGUUCGGAUGAUGAACUCAUCAGAACCCAACCUCAGCGCUUGCCUCAGCUUCAAACUGCAGCACAGGAAAGUGAGGAGGAAAUAAGCAAGAUAAAGAAUGGCCACCCAAGUCUGAGCAAUGGCAAUGGAAUCCACCACGGGGCCAAACAUGUAUCUGCAGAGAAUCGAAGACUUUCAGCACCCGUUUCUCAAAAAAUGCAUAGAAAAAUUCACUCCAGUUUGUCUGUAAACAGUGACAUCAGUAAGAAGAGUAAAGUAAAUGCUGUCUUUUCUCAAAAGACGGGCUCUUCACCUGAAGACUGCUGUGUCCACUGUAUCCUGGCCUGCCUGUUCUGUGAAUUCCUGACCCUCUGCAAUAUUGUCCUGGGACAAGCUUCGUGUGGCAUCUGCACCUCGGAAGCCUGCUGCUGCUGCUGUGGAGAUGAAAUGGGAGAUGACUGUAACUGCCCUUGUGACAUGGACUGUGGCAUCAUGGAUGCCUGUUGUGAAUCAUCAGACUGCCUGGAAAUCUGUAUGGAGUGCUGUGGAAUUUGUUUUCCUUCAUAAAUAUUUAUCUUCUGUUUGCGCUAAAACUGGAGAGUAUUUUAAGUUUUUUCUUUUGAGGGAAAAGAAAAGCACGUGGUAAAAUUCUCAUCAAACAACCCAGUACUUGCACUGUUAACUUGUUAUUUUAGGUAAUCUCUGAAAGCCUUUUUUUCUCCCUCUAACCAAAUCCACAUGGUUUAAUAUGUGAAAUUUUAACUACUUUUACACUUGUUAAUAGGUUGCAGUGACUGAGGGACAUUUUGGCCAAAAACAGAAAAAAAGAAGGAAAAAAAACCAAAAUGUCUCCUCCUUUUUAUACUUAUCUCUCUCUGUUUCUUUUAACCAGUCUUAGGAGCCCCUUGCUCCAAAUGUAUUCUUUGUUGGUGGUUAUUUAAAUCAGACAACUUAUUGUUAAUGUUUUUGCAAUGGUUAAAGUAAGAUUCCUUAGAGUAGACUUUGGGGAACAUGCCCACACAAGCGCUGGGCACCUCACGUCUGUGUCCACGCUCUGCUGGUUCACAGACGCGGAGCACCUGCCUUGUGUGACCUGCUGCAGCGCCGAGACGGAUGGCGUUCAGCUGCCAUCCAGAGAAGCAGAGGGAAGUUUAGGCAGAGAGACCUGUAAAGAAUAAGCCAGCCCACAGGCAUAUCGAAGUCAUGAUUAUGAGAGAGAAACUCAAAAGGCUGUAGGGAUACACACAGAAAGGAAGAGCUAACGUCUAUGGGAAUAUUCAGAGGGCUUCGAGGAGAAUGUGGCAUUUGAAGGAGGCCUCUUGGGAUGAGUGAUUCAUCUGCUGCUUGAAUGAAUUAGCUUUAGGACCAAGUUUUAGGUGACCAACCUGAGCUGACUGUGCCCUUGAGCAGUUACAAGAAAAAUGCCUCAUGUAUGUAUUUUCUUUAGUUGUGGCAAUACAUCUUUCUUUAAAAACUAUAAAAUUUAAGUUAACUAAAAAUAAGCAUUUUUUUACAUAAUUUAGAGGUUAUGAUAAAGUUUUGAUAAAAACAAAGCUUUAUUAAAAUACCUAUAUUUUAUAAAGAAUGUGGAGCACUUUUGAAAAGUUGCACUUAAAUUAGGAAAAUUUUUAUAUUAAAAUCUCAGCAUUUUGAUUUUGAUUUAUUCAAAUGCUUUUCUUUUGAGAGCUUUAAGUAUUUUGCAAGGGGAAGGGUUAUUUGGUUAAGAAGCAAACCCCCCAAUAUUUGUAAGCACAGUUAACUUUAAAUACAAAUUAUUCCUUCCAGUGCAGUGGGAAUCUUGACAUCCAUUACUAUGACCAAAUUUCAGUAUUGCAAUUUUACAUUAAAUCCAAAUGGUGGGUUAUAAAGAUCCUUAAGUGUAAAGAAAUAAGUAAGACUUAUUAAGUUACUUAUUAAGACUUAGUAAGUUACUAAGACAUAGAGACUUUGUGUGGUACAGAUGAAAAGAAGAGUAAAUUUUCCUACUACAUGCUCUUCUGCUAAGCUUGAUGUCCCCAACUUGUAGUUUGGUUUGAUUUAAUGUAAUACCUUGUAGAAAUUUUGAAAGUAUAUCUUUGGAUGAAUAGUUAUUUUUUAUUAUUCCAAUUGAAUGUCAAAUUGAUAGUAAAAACAAAUGCAUAUUUUUAGGAAGCCUUUUAGCAAAUGUAGGCUUUUAAGAUUUUAAAACCUGAAGCAUGGGUAUGUCACCAAGAAUUUUUCCUUUGAGAUGAAACCUAGUUUCCACUUAUAUCAUUACUUAAAAGGCUUAAAAAAGAAAAAAAAAUAGCAAACUCUUGAAUCCCCCUUUUAGUGCUCUUUACACACACACACACACACACACACACACACACACACACACACACACACACACACACACACACACACUUAAAUUGUCAGGCUUAAAUAGAAUUCUAGUAAACAGCUAUCUAUCUUUUCCUGGCCUAAAGAGCAUUUUUGAUGUAACAAAUGAAAUAUGAGAACCUCUUUCUACUAUUUCUUAGUAACCAGAAUCUGAAUAUUUACAUAUAUCCAAAGUUAACAUGUAUAUAUAUUAGGAUGUAAGAGUAUCAACUUUAUAUUGAUAUAUAAAACCUUCUAAUGACCUGGAAUCAUUAAAAUAGUAUAUCUGUUAUACUGCAAAAAUUCUAUGCCAAACAGUUUGUCUAAUAUUUAAGUGUAUCCUGCUAUUUACAAUGAUGAUGUUAGCACUUUUAAAAUAAUGUUUCUCUGUAACAGAGAGCAUUAAUUGAUAGAAUUUUAAUCUCAUAUUUAUAUUAAUAGUACUUUUCCUCUAUUGUCUAUUCUGCAGUCAUACCACAAAGUACCUUGUAUGAUUUUUUAAAAUAAAUGAAAAAAACAAAAGUAGCAAAUGUGAAAAUAUUUUCAAUAUGUAUUUUAGAAUUUCUGUAUGUAAAAUAUUUUGUUGAAUUAUAUGGCCAUCAUAAGUGCUCUAGUUUACAGUUACAGAUUUGGUCUCUCUUUAAAUGUGGAAACGUAAUCUUAAAUAUUUUUAAACUGGACCUGUAUUAUCCUGAAUAUACUAUUUUGAAAUAAAAAAAAAAUGAUUAAUCUAAU